Paramuricea clavata is the source of this 951-nucleotide messenger RNA. Lineage: Eukaryota; Metazoa; Cnidaria; Anthozoa; Malacalcyonacea; Plexauridae. The record is from the annotation of a GenBank genome assembly.
AUGCAUGAUCUCAAUAAAGUCGUCAAACCUUUAUCAGGCUACUUAGUAAAGGAUGAUUCUGGUAAAUAUUAUUUCAGCCAUAGUUCUGUAAGAGAUUGGUUGCAAGACGAAGAGUCAGAUUUCUUUUGCGAUGUACUCAACGGGGACUCCAUUAUGGCAAACUAUAACUUGAAAACUCUUAAAGUUAAGUAUCCUUCACCCGGCGAUUUUUUUGAAAAUGUAUGUUUUCGUCCGAAACUGCCAUAUCCUACUGCUCUUCUAGACCUCAAAUUCUUUUCUUUGCGUUAUCUCUUUCAUUCCAGUGAGAGCGGGAGUUCAAACGUGAAUGUUCUGAUAUCUGAAUUAGGUAUUAAAGCAAUCGACCUUCUUCAUGCCGCAUUUCACCGUAUUGGUGACGCUUGGGAUCGUUUCAUUUGUUCCGAGUAUAUGGCAAUGAAAGUUCUCGAUGAAACUGAUGUCUUGAAUAAAAUGACCAUACAGGAAAAAGCUGAUCAUCUUGAGUGGGCUAUUUGGUUGAGUUAUGCAAGAAUUACUGCCAAGUUGUUUGAUAGCCGCACAUACUGGAUUUUUAGUGAUAGGGCCAUCUUUUGCUUGAACUAUGACAUCAAACUACUACGGCUCGUCCCAAAGGAAUCAAUGCCCCAGUUAUUCUUUUCGUCCCUCGUGGAUAGUUUCUUUCACGAUGAGAUAUUUGAAUUUUGUGUAAACGAAGGAGUGACGGCGGAUGUAUGUGUUCCUCAAUUCUUUAAGAACACCAUAGGCUUUGACUCGUCCAUCUGCUGGAACGAAGAUGUCCAAGAGUAUUUUAGAAAAUUGAAGUCAGGCGAAGAGAAUGUUAUCACUGUGGAGUCCCUUAAAGAGAAGCCAUUUUAUCCAGAAGAAGCUAAAGUGUCGGAAUUUACAUUGGAGAUCAUGCAGAAACCUCUUUCAGGUAUUUAUUACUUCUUGUAA